AUGGCGAAGAAAGAAGGGUAUGAUAUUUGGAGAAGCCCAGAUCUAUGCCGGCAAGGUGCUCGUCGGCUAUGGCGGUCGGCGGUGGACGGCAACAGGCGGAGGAAGGUGCUCGAUUCGUACUGUGAAGAGGCAAUUGUUUGUGAAUCUCAGAUUAUGGGGAAUACUCCACAAACAAAGAAACGAGCUAUCGCCGCGCCUUCAUUCCUCUACCCGACCUCCGCCAUUCUCCCUCAGGUCCCAACAAGCUCUCUCUUCCGACGAAGGACAAUUUCUGGGUUUAGUGCGGUGGUGGAAGAGAAGCCGGCAUCAAGCUGCUCCCCCACUCGAUGA
Messenger RNA from Striga asiatica, 330 nucleotides. The record is from the annotation of a GenBank genome assembly. Lineage: Eukaryota; Viridiplantae; Streptophyta; Magnoliopsida; Lamiales; Orobanchaceae.